AUGUGCUACACAGCUGUCUGGAAACAAGUGUCCGAUAUCUCGACGGUGAAUGGCGAAGGGUCUGAUAUUGGUGUAGAAGUUUGGGCCAACGAGGGCUUGACAGGGCGACAAGGCUACGCAAGCCUCGAUCCAGGGGUCCCCGCAACCGAGUCGGGCGCCCGCAAGUCCAACCAGCGACCACGCAUCCAUUGUUUGGGCCACGGAAACACCACCGCCAGCAACCAGCAAGAAGCAUACCCAUAUUUGCCCGUCUAUUCCUACCCGCACGCCUACAUACUCUUGUGCGACACUGAUGCCCGCAACCUGAGAAAUGGCGCCGCUAGAGCAGCAAUGGGUCAAGGUCCAGCAGAAAACAUUCACCAAAUGAUUCACCUCAUACACCUCCUCGAGAUCCUGAGUAACGAGUCCCUCGGCCGCUAUGCCUCCCGUCCGAAGCUGCGUGUGCAGAAGUUCGAAAAUGUCAACAAGUCGCUGGACUACAUCAAGAGUCGGGGCAUCCAGAUGACCAACAUCGGUGCCGAGGACGUGGUAGACGGCAACAGCAAGAUUAUUUUGGGACUGAUAUGGACCCUGAUUCUGCGCUUCACCAUCAGCGACAUCAACGAGGAAGGUCUGAGCGCCAAGGAGGGUCUCUUGCUGUGGUGUCAGCGGAAAACAGCAUGCUAUGACGAGGUCGAAGUGCGGGACUUCUCCUCGAGUUGGAACGACGGACUAGCAUUUUGCGCUCUUCUCGACAUCCACCGCCCGGACCUGAUCGACUACGACAGCCUCGACAAGAGCGACCACCGCGGCAACAUGCAGAUGGCUUUUGACAUCGCUGCAAAAGAGAUUGGCAUACCCGACCUCCUCGAUGUGGAAGACGUGUGCGAUGUCGCCAAGCCCGAUGAGCGGUCACUGAUGACCUACAUUGCCUACUGGUUCCACGCUUUCUCGCAGAUGGAGCGUGUUGAGAACGCCGGGCGCCGUGUUGAGAAGUUCGUGCAAAACAUGCAAGGAGCUUGGCAGAUGCAGAACGACUUCGAAAGGCGGAUGCGCGAACUGCUCGGACACAUUGCAAAGCAACGGAUUCAGUGGGAGGAGGCCACGUUCGACGGCACCUACAAUGACGCUAGGAGUCAGUCAGCAGAUUUCACGGCCUGGAAGCGCAAGAGCAAGCGGACGUGGAUCGCAGAAAAGUCGGAUCUUGUAGGGCUCUUGGGUAACAUUAGGACAAAACUAGCAACAUACCGGCUGCGGCCAUAUGAUCCUCCUGCAGAGCUGAGCCUGGAAGCACUAGACGCGGCAUGGGCGGGCCUCAUGAAAGCAGAACGGGAGCGCUCACAGAUCAUCAACGAGACGAUACGAGACAUCAAGAACGCGCUGCGGAAGUCGUUUGCUGACAAGGCCAAUGACUUUGCGCUUGCCCUCAACACCCUAGGCACGUCAAUAUCGGCUCUAGAGGGUGACGUUGAGGACCAAUUAGCUCAUACAAAGGAGAUUAGCAAGUCUCUGGCGCCAUUGGACGAAUACCUAAAUCUCAUUGCAUCGAUAGACGAGCAAUGUGCAGAAGCCAACAUCGAGGAAAACGACUUCACAACAUACACAUACGAUGAGCUAGAGUAUGAGCUGAGCUUGGUGCGCAACUCAGUCUCCAAGAAACUCGCCUUCCUCGACAACCAGAUGGUUGCACGAAAUAUGACCAAUCUCACGCCAAUACAACUGGAAGAGUUCGAAUCAGUCUUUCGACAUUUCGAUCGCGAUGUGUCAAAUUCAUUGCACGAGCUGGAAUUCUCCGCAGCACUAGCCAGUCUGGGUCUGGUGUACGACGAAGAAGAAAUGCACACCAGAUUUCGGGAGACAAGCGGUGGCCGCGAAUACGUUACUUUUGAGCAAUUCAUCCGCUUCAUGGUCGACGAGACGGAAGACCAGAACACCGCAGAGCAGGUCUUUGAGUCAUUCAAGGAGGUCGCUGACGGCAAGCCAUACGUCACAGAACUCGACCUCCGCCACUCUCUCGUUCCUGACGAAGUUAUCGACGAUCUACUCUCCACCAUGCCCGAACACAAAGGCCCAGACAUGCAAGAAGACCGCGACAUCCCCAAAUUUGACUACAUCACCUACAUGGAGCGAUACAUGGGCGGCGACCGAAAUGGCCAAGUCAAUGGUGGAUAGUAUCCUUGGUUCCGAACGCAGCUCUUAACACCUGCACUUAUCUGAAACUUAUGAUGUCGCAUUGAAGGAGAAGAGAGUAUAGCAUUUACUGGGACUUGAAUUCAUUGUGGGUUUGCAUAGCGCCAUGUAUGGCGUUGCCUUGUCUUGUGGCUUGGGUUUGGGAUGGAUGUUGGAUACCAUGCAGAUAGAUUGUCUUCAAUAGUCAUACCCCGUUUUUGGUCGGAAUAGAACUUUUUAAUUGUCAGGGAA
Messenger RNA from Parastagonospora nodorum SN15, 2400 nucleotides. RefSeq lists its product as hypothetical. The transcript has 4 exons. The coding region runs from base 1 to 2151 and encodes 716 amino acids. Gene Ontology annotation, molecular function: calcium ion binding; actin filament binding. Gene Ontology annotation, cellular component: Z disc; cell junction; plasma membrane. The record is from RefSeq and is a predicted model, not a curated record. NCBI's taxonomy places the organism in Eukaryota, Fungi, Ascomycota, Dothideomycetes, Pleosporales, Phaeosphaeriaceae. Gene Ontology annotation, biological process: actin cytoskeleton organization; muscle cell development.